UACCGGCUGAGUUAGAUCCGAGUGGACCCGGAGAAGAGAGCAGAAGAGCGAAGAAGAUUGCAAAGAAGCGAGAUGGCGCUAUGGAUGGAGGCGGGGUCCAACCCCGUCACCGAGAGCGAAAGAGCCGACUUGGACGCCAUCGCCGCCCUCAAAGACUCCGCCGCCCAAGAGCUCAAGGAGCAAGGUAACCAGUAUCUCAAGAUGGGUAAGAAGCAUUACAGAGACGCAAUUGAUUGCUAUACUAGGGCUAUAAACCAGAAAGCCUCAAGUGACUCAGAUAACUCAAUCCUCUUUGCAAAUCGUGCCCAUGUAAAUUUGCUUUUGGGAAAUAAUAGACGUGCCUUGCAAGAUGCAGAGGAGGCAAUUAAGUUGUGUUCAACAAAUGUCAAGGCAUACUACAGAGCUGCCAAAGCGGCCUUCUCCUUAAACCUGUUGACUGAAGCAGCAUCAUUCUGCCAAAGGGGACUUGAACAGUUCCCUUCUAAUGAAGAGCUCAAGAAGUUAUCAGUACAAAUUGAUUUGCGGAAGAAAGAGCAUGAAAAUCACAAGAUGCAAAUGUCGAAAACCGUGGCUGCAGCUAAGGAGCUUGCAUCUACAAUUGAGAAUAGAGGCCUGAAGCUUGGGAAGGCCGUGUAUCAAGAACUCACUGGAUUAAGGAAACCAGUACUAGAUAGUAGCAAUAUUCUUCACUGGCCGGUUCUUCUUCUUUAUGCAGAGGUUAUGUCAAGUGAUUUUAUUGAGGACUUCUGUGAGACUGACAAGUUCUCAUCUCAUCUGGAUAUGAUGUUUUCUGAAAGUUCUUUGCCAUUGCCAUGGGAUGAGAAUUGUGCUUACACACGAGAUGCUGUUGAGUUGUACUAUCAGGCUGGUAGUGGAACUUUAAUGUCAAAGAGGGAAGUUCUUAAAUAUCUACUAGAAGGCACUGUUGAUUCUUCUGCAGAAGUCCUUGGUGAUGAAGCAAAGGACGAUGAACAAAAUUCAGACGAUUCUGUUGCUUCAAUGAGUAACAGGUCUGGUAAAUGGAUCAAGGUGAAUGAGAAGCAGACACUCCAUGACAUCCUGCGGAAACCGGACUAUAUCAUCCCUGCAAUCCCAGUAUUCUUUGUUGUCUCAAAGAAAUCCAGUUUCUAUCAUGAUUUCAGAGCUGGAAAAUGGUCUGCACCCUGAAUUUCCUGUGUAUCAUCAACAUAGCACGGUUGAAUUCUCAUGUACUAAUAGGGACUGGUUAGAUGUUUUUGUAUUAAUCAUGCGUAUGUCGCAAUGGGUUCUGACAAAUAAUACAUUAAGCAUACUUGAUGCUCACAGUAUGAUCAUAUGGGUAUAAUUUAUUCAUCCUUGUGUCACACUGUUCAUUAAUUAGAUUCCAGUAUGUUGUAUUUUACUACCAAACAAGGUGGGUUAAUAGAUAAUUCAGCCUAUCAUAUUCAGCAGCA
This is a messenger RNA of Elaeis guineensis (African oil palm), 1433 nucleotides long. RefSeq lists its product as uncharacterized. The record is from RefSeq and is a predicted model, not a curated record. Gene Ontology annotation, biological process: protein folding. NCBI's taxonomy places the organism in Eukaryota, Viridiplantae, Streptophyta, Magnoliopsida, Arecales, Arecaceae. Gene Ontology annotation, molecular function: Hsp90 protein binding; Hsp70 protein binding. Gene Ontology annotation, cellular component: nucleus; cytosol.